UGCUUGAAUCUGAAUACCCUCCCUCUACUCAACCAGACUGCACUUACAACAUAUCCACUUUCUACGCUUUUGUACCACCUACACAUCAUGUCAGCUUCUGCGGGACAUAGGAUGAAGAAGACCCAUGUUCUUGACUUCUUUCGUGACAAGAAUGAUGACUCUGCAUUGACUGUCUUGGCCAAUGGAGUUCGUUUUCAUGCCUUUGUGAACUACAAGAAGCUCAAGGCUUCUCCAGACGGAGAUAACAAGGCCACAGAAGAAUACACCGAUCUGAUACUAGCUGCGAAGGAUCGCAAGCAACCGAAGGAAUCUCACUCUACCUUGGACAAAUCUGGUACAGACAAAGACGCUGACACAGUUUACUGUAUAUGUCGAGGACCGGACAGAGGCUUUAUGAUCGGGUGCGAUAGUUGCGACGAAUGGUUCCAUGGCGAUUGCGUUGGCGUAUCGAAAGAGGAGGGAGCAUCAAUGGACGAAUACACAUGCCCCGAGUGCCGCAAGGUUACCAGGAGUCCCACUGUGGCGUCACGGGACAGUGGAGUCGUCCUAGAGGACAACGACAAGGCAGAGAGUGAGCCUGAGGAGGCACUUCAGGCUUGGAUGGUCUCGCAUCUGGAAGCCGAGAUCGACAAACACGCACCUUCGCGGAACGAGAUGCAAACCACGAACGUGUACGAUUGGUAUCACCCAUCGACACACUUCUACUCCCUGCAGUACGACAAUGGCAAAUUUGCGCCAGUCGAAGUGGAGUCAUCGCCCGCUCUUCGAUUCAAGAUGGACAAUCUCCUUCCCAACGUCAAUCUCCCGAAGUACGUUCUGAAGCUCGAUAUCCCUUGGUUACAGGCUUCGGACUUGGAAGUUGUCGAAGACUUUGGUCCUCUGCCCACACUGGUCCGUCACAACGACAAUCUCUACUUCCUCAAAGUCGUCGACCCUUCUCAACCCGCGCCAACGAAACGCGAGCUAAAGAUCAUGAAAGAUAUCGAGAGGCUGGGUCUCCCCAAGGAGAUUCGGGUGCCCCAAGUGCAUGGGCUAGUGUCGUUUACAAACUCCAAGACUGAUAUGAUGGGAUUCUUGCAGACACACAUCGAAGGCGCUGAACCGCUCACUCAUCUCCUCGACUCUGACGUCCCGCAGUCCAAGCGCGAUCGUUGGGCGUCCGAGUCUGAGAAGAUGAUCGCACUCCUACAUGAGAACGACAUCAUCUGGGGUGAUGCCAAAGCUGACAACUUCAUGGUGGACAAGGACGACAAGCUUUGGAUCAUCGAUUUUGGUGGCAGUUACACAGAGGGCUGGGUAGAUGCAGAGCUGAACGAGACGGUGGAGGGAGAUGACAUGGGAACGAGGAAGAUUGUCAAUGCAUUGCAUGACCCAGAUGCGAACACAUUUGAUCUUGACGAUAGCACGGAGGCAGAGGACAAAGAUGUCAAGCGUAAACGCUCACGAACGGUCGACGACGAGAGAGACUUCGCCGACAAGAGAACGAGAGUCGAGUGAAGGCGAGUCUAGCUUGACUGUCAGAAGUGCUUAAUUCAUUAAUCCUGUAAAGUCCACAUAGCUCCAAUGAGAUGUCUAGAGACGG
Aureobasidium subglaciale EXF-2481 is the source of this 1582-nucleotide messenger RNA. RefSeq lists its product as uncharacterized. Gene Ontology annotation, biological process: positive regulation of DNA-templated transcription; protein phosphorylation. The transcript has a single exon. Gene Ontology annotation, molecular function: protein kinase activity; ATP binding. The record is from RefSeq and is a predicted model, not a curated record. NCBI's taxonomy places the organism in Eukaryota, Fungi, Ascomycota, Dothideomycetes, Dothideales, Saccotheciaceae. Bases 88 to 1497 code for a protein of 469 amino acids. Gene Ontology annotation, cellular component: Set1C/COMPASS complex.